UAGCAAAAUAACAGUAGGGGUUUAAUAAAAGUAAAAUGUGAUCAAGGAUAAGGAAUAUGAAAGAGGUCACAGUAUACUGCCAGCCUUCAUUUAAAUGAGAGUUCCCAAGUCCAGCCUAGAGGCCUAUCCGAAGCCAGACUCUGAAACGGUAGUCGAGAAGUAACCUUGAUCCAUUAUUGAGUUAUUUGGCGUUCGGUUUCUGUAUAUCCCUGUGACAACCGUCACCAUGGUAGAUCUCAAUCCAUUAUUAACCAUGUUGGUAUCUUGUUUUAGUUCACAUGGGCACACCUGGCCCAGGGUUUAACCUCGUCCAUCGGGAUAUAAUGGUUUGAUAAUUGCACUUUAUUUGGGCCUUGCUUCGAAAUAGUGCUUGUGGCCUCCACUUGCAUGAGAUUCUAACAAGAGCCAUGUAAGUCCUUUCGUAUGUGUUUCAAUGGACCGGGCAGAGCUGAAGCGGGACAAAGAGCCGUCUGGGGGGAAAACGGUCCGGUUUCGGGUGGCGUCUGCGAACAGCGGCCGCGUGCUGACGGAGGUGUUCAAGGACACGACGACGGCUUGGUGCGGCUCGGCGUCGGACUCGGUGGACUCCGACUGCGCCAGCAACCCCGAGACGGAGGGCCGGGAGAGCCGAUCGUCGGUCAGCGAGGCCAAUAGCCACCUGAACGGCCUCGCUGGAGCCGCCAUGGCGGCGGCGGCGGCGGACGAUGACGACGGCGGCGGCGGCGGCGCGUGCGAACCCGACGACCUGCUGCUCUACGCCAGUGCCAAGAGAGAGCAACUCUUCAGCAACAAGCGCAUCAAUAUCUGCAGCAAGAACGGGACUAUACGAGGCGUGAGGAACAAGGUCAACGCGGGUCAAGUGCUUUUUAACAACCUGUCCGGCAUGUACUACGGUAACAAUCGUGGCAACAGAUUUCAGAAAAUUCGACCAUGGGAAAAGGAGUAGAGAGAAGAGAAUGGAAGUUGUCGUAUGAUUUGUUGGGUCGUUAUUUUAUGUUUGUAUAAUGUAAUAAGAAGAUAUAGCACAAGGCAUGGUAAUCUGCAGAUGUAACUUUAAACCUAUCGGCUCAUAUGAAUGAAGCCAGACAUCGAUGGGCAUCACAAGUUUUAGAACAGAUUUGGGAAAGAUCAGCAUCCUAUCUUGUUUUAUUGAGUUUUCCUGAAUUGCCCUGAUUUCAAUUUUGUAUUUGUAUUUUUUAAUAUUUUAUAAAAAAAUAUAUAGUUUAGAACACAUACAUUUACGUUGCAUGUUGUUUUGUAAACGAUAUUGUUUCAAUUUUAAUGAAUAUGUCAUACUAUACUGACAAACUUCAUUUAUUUGUGAGCAUUCAUAGCAUGUUUACUAUGUUUAAUAAUUUAAGAUGCUAUUAAAUGAUAGGCUAUAACAUUUUUUGUUCCAUGUCUUUUUGUAAUUUACAUUUAAAUGCCCUCAAUGUAUAUUUUUGAUAUUAGGCUACGAUUCAAUUUCAAUGUCUUAAUGAUUAUCUUCGGUCACUGAAUGUUUGAAAAUAAUUGUAGAAAAAAUAAUGCUUAAGAUUCAAAGGAAGCAAGAAAAGCAUGGACAUUGCAACGCUUCAAUUAUCGUCUUUUUAUCUCAGAAACCAUAAAAAAAUUAUUAGUUCUCUUUUACCAACUACGGUCCAACUUCUUUUUUUACUCUGUAAUGCCACCUGCUGGCUUUAUUAGGUCUUGCUAGGGACUCUUAUUUGAACACAAAGGAACCCCUUGUUUACAGAUCCCCAAGGACCAGUAGGUAAAAGCUAUUGUUAAUAUGUUCAUUUAAGCUAUUAAAAAAAGUAUAAAAUAAAAAGCA
Molecule: messenger RNA, 1813 nt
Organism: Gadus macrocephalus (Pacific cod)
Lineage: Eukaryota; Metazoa; Chordata; Actinopteri; Gadiformes; Gadidae
Gene: grxcr1b
Product: glutaredoxin and cysteine rich domain containing 1 b
Exons: 2
Coding region: 434-946 (170 amino acids)
Biological process (GO): sensory perception of sound
Source: RefSeq, a predicted model, not a curated record